Canis lupus familiaris (dog) is the source of this 1463-nucleotide messenger RNA. It is a transcript of the gene GMDS, whose product is annotated as GDP-mannose 4,6-dehydratase. The transcript has 11 exons. Gene Ontology annotation, biological process: GDP-mannose metabolic process. The coding region runs from base 127 to 1233 and encodes 368 amino acids. The record is from RefSeq and is a predicted model, not a curated record. Lineage: Eukaryota; Metazoa; Chordata; Mammalia; Carnivora; Canidae. Gene Ontology annotation, molecular function: GDP-mannose 4,6-dehydratase activity.
GGCGCCCCUGUCAGACUGUGGCUGCGGGCGGCGCGGCGCUCCUUGGUCGGCGGGCGCGGAGACUCGAGCGCGGGCACCCCCGGCCCUGGGCUGCAGCGGCCUCCGGCCUCCGCCCUCCAGGACGACAUGGCCCAGGCGGCCGGCGCGCGGGGCUCCGGGGACGGCGAGCUGGGCAAGGCCAGGAGGGUGGCGCUCAUCACCGGCAUCACGGGCCAGGAUGGUUCAUACUUGGCUGAGUUCCUGCUGGAGAAAGGCUACGAGGUCCAUGGAAUUGUGCGGCGAUCCAGUUCAUUCAAUACGGGUCGAAUUGAACAUCUGUAUAAGAACCCCCAGGCUCAUAUCGAAGGAAACAUGAAGUUGCACUAUGGGGAUCUCACUGACAGUACCUGUCUUGUGAAGAUCAUUAAUGAAGUAAAGCCUACGGAGAUCUACAAUCUUGGAGCCCAGAGCCACGUUAAAAUUUCUUUUGAUCUGGCUGAGUAUACUGCGGAUGUUGAUGGAGUUGGCACUUUACGGCUUCUGGAUGCAGUGAAGACCUGUGGCCUUAUCAACUCUGUGAAGUUCUACCAAGCCUCAACAAGUGAACUCUACGGGAAAGUUCAAGAAAUACCCCAGAAGGAGACUACCCCGUUCUAUCCUCGGUCACCGUACGGAGCAGCAAAACUCUACGCCUAUUGGAUUGUGGUGAAUUUCCGGGAGGCCUAUAAUCUCUUUGCAGUGAAUGGCAUUCUCUUCAAUCAUGAGAGUCCUAGAAGAGGAGCUAAUUUUGUUACUCGAAAAAUUAGCAGGUCAGUGGCUAAGAUUUACCUUGGACAACUGGAAUGUUUCAGCUUGGGAAAUCUGGAUGCCAAACGAGAUUGGGGCCAUGCCAAGGACUAUGUAGAGGCUAUGUGGCUGAUGUUGCAGAACGAUGAGCCAGAGGAUUUUGUCAUUGCUACUGGGGAAGUCCAUAGUGUUCGAGAAUUUGUAGAGAAAUCAUUUUUGCACAUUGGAAAAACCAUUGUGUGGGAAGGGAAGAAUGAAAAUGAGGUGGGCAGAUGUAAGGAGACCGGCAAAAUUCACGUGACUGUGGAUCUCAAGUACUAUCGACCAACUGAAGUGGACUUUCUGCAGGGCGACUGCUCCAAAGCGAAACAGAAGCUGAGCUGGAAGCCCCGGGUCGCCUUUGAUGAGCUGGUCCGGGAGAUGGUGGAUGCGGACGUGGAGCUCAUGAGAACCAACCCGAACGCCUGAGGCCCGCCGCGACCCGAGGCCGCGACCCGAGCCCGGAGCGCCCUUCGCCCUUCGCAGCAGGCGGGCGGACCCGCAGGCCUCGGCGACGCCUCCCCCGCCGCGGGGGAUCAGCCAGGUGUCAGCACCGCACUCCCCUGUACUUCAGAUUAUGUCCUUUGACCACGGAAAUCGGGGCCUUUCAAAUUGUUUUUCUCUUUUCUUAUUAAAAAUGGUCUUUCUAUGAACUGGCA